GGUUGUGUGUAAUGCCGUAGUUGAGACUUUGCACAGACCUGGUGGUUUCAGGGUGUCGGAAGGCAUUGUUUGGGGAGCGCAGUGAUCCAGUGACAGCAAGUUGGCGGGACAAACCUCACCUGCACGGAGGAAACUCUCUCUCUCUCUCUCUUCUCUCUUUUUCCCAGUUCCCUCUCAUUUUUGGGGAAUAGUGCGCUUCUGGCUGUUCUUUGAGGAUGGAGCGUGUCUGGCACAGUGUUUCCUCCGCUGGGAUGUUUAUUCUCGGGGUGCUGUUGGUGCUAUGGUCGGUGUUAAAUGGAGUUUGGAGUUUUAACCUUUACGCAGAGCAUCCUACAGUUUACAAGGGACCCGAUGGAAGUUAUUUCGGCUAUUCUUUGGACUUCUAUCAAGCUACCUCCGACAGCAACACGUUCAGCGUGUUGGUUGGGGCUCCCAAGGCGAAUACCUCUCAGCCCGGUAUUGUGGAGGCUGGGGCCGUCUACUACUGCCCCUGGCCUGGACACCCCGACAGCUGCAGACAGAUACCUUUUGAUGGUUCCAAUAACAGAAUGAUAAAGGUAAACGGCACCAGAGAGCCUCUGGAGUUUAAGUCGCACCAGUGGUUUGGAGCAUCGGUCAGGACUCACAAAGGAAAAGUGGUGGCAUGUGCUCCUCUCUACCACUGGCGGACUGUGAAGCUGAGUGGGGAGAAGGACCCCGUGGGGACCUGCUAUGUGGCCGUCCAGAACUUCAGCGCCUACGCAGAGUACUCACCCUGCAGGACCAAUGAUCCAGACCCAGAGGGACAGGGGUUCUGCCAGGCUGGCUUCAGUGUGGAUUUCACUAAGGAAGGAAUGCUGGUGGUAGGAGGACCUGGAAGCUUCUACUGGCAAGGUCAGGUAAUGACAGCGGGGAUAGCUGAGAUACUGAACGGCUAUUCUUUAAAGGCAGUGCUGAGACGGGUUCCAGGAGAGAAACACACUCGAGCUGCUGAAGACACACACGACGACAGCUACCUCGGUUACUCUGUGGCAGUGGGAGAGUUUACAGGAGAUUCUGAACAAGAGCUGUUAGCCGGAGUCCCAAGAGGAGCACAGAACUUUGGAAAUGUGGUAAUUAUCAACUCCACCAAUCUGACCUUCAUCCAGAACUUCACAGGGGAACAGAUGGCCUCCUAUUUUGGCUACUCUGUGGCUGUCACUGACCUGAAUGGAGAUGGGACCGACGAUGUGCUGGUUGGGGCGCCCCUCUACAUGGAGAGAGAGAUGGAGAGCAAACCCAGAGAGGUGGGGAGGGUGUACCUGUAUCUGCAGAUGGCCCCGCUCACUUUCUCCAAACCUGUUCCCCUCACCGGCACGCACACCUUCGGGCGCUUUGGCACAGCUAUAGCACCCCUGGGAGACGUCAACCAGGAUGGAUACAAUGACGUGGCAGUGGGCUGUCCAUUUGGAGGCGAGGACCGUGGAGGCAGAGUAUUGAUCUUUAAUGGUAACAGAGACGUGUCCACACAAGGCCUGACGCUAAGCCAAGAGCUGAGAGCGACCGGGACCCCCAGUGGCAGUUUGCCUGGAUAUGGAUUCACUCUGAGAGGAGACCAAGACCUGGACAACAAUCAGUAUCCUGAUCUGAUCGUGGGGGCGUUCGGCGCAGGUGAGGUGUCGGUGUACAGGUCUCGAGCUGUGGUGUCUGUGGAAGCUGAAAUGAUCUUGACUCCCAGAAUCCUGAACCCCGAUGACCGACAGUGUCACCUGCCUCAAACAGAUAUCAUGGUUACCUGUCUGCAGGUUGACGUGUGUGCAGCAGUGAGCGGAGUGGGGAUCCCCAGCUCUGUAGACCUGAGAGCAGAGCUGCAGCUGGACUGGUUGAAAGGCACCAGAGGCGGAGUCAAGAGAGUUUUGUUCCUGGACACCGAGCAGCCUCAGCAGACAGGGCUCUUAAAAUUGGGACGCAACCGCCCCCGUGCAUGCCUGAGCUACACCAUUUACCUGAGAGAGGAGGAGGAUUUCAGGGACAAAUUGACCCCAAUCUCUCUGGCUCUGAACUACAGCUUGGCUCCACCCUCUCAUGGCCAAAACCUCCCACCUGUCCUCAACCAUUACAGCAGCACUUUCCUUCAAGAGCAUGCCUACAUUCUCCUGGACUGCGGUGACGACAAUAUCUGUAUCCCUGACCUCCAGCUCUCUGCCAGCAUGGACCGCUCAGAGCUGGAGAUUGGAGACGACAAUCUGGUCAUGUUGACUAUCACUGCGGUGAACCGAGGAGAGGGAGCCUAUGAGACAGAGCUCCACACACUGAUACCAACAGAGGCUGACUAUAUUGGAGUAGAGCGCAGGGUGGAGUCCCUGUCUCAGCUAAACUGUGAGUACAAGAUGGUCAAUGAGUCCAGAAUGGUGGUGUGUGACCUCGGGAACCCAAUGGUGGCUGGCACAGAGCUGUCUGUUGGUUUGAGGUUUUCUGUCCAAAGGCUGGAUGAUGCCGGACCAAAGAUCAGCUUUGAGCUACAGAUCCACAGCUCCAACAAAGAUAACUCCAACAGCAACCCAGUCAGUUUGAAUCUGUCUAUUGUUGCCAGAGCUCAACUCGAUUUACGCGGGGUGUCUCAUCCCUCUCAGGUGGUGCUGCCGUUCCCACGCUGGGAACCCAAAGAGAAGCCUGUCAAAGAGGACGACGUUGGACCGCAAGUAACACACAUCUAUGAGCUCCAUAACUCUGGUCCCAGCAGUAUUCAGGACGCUGAGCUCCAGGUCGGCUGGCCUUCCCAUUUCCGUGACGAGAACCUGCUGUAUGCCAUGGAGAUUAAAACUGACGGACCAAUUAGCUGCCGGACAAACACCAGCCUCAACCCACUCGGCCUUCAGAUUUCUUCUCUCCAGGACACACCUGAACUAUUGGGUUUCUUGAGGAACACCAGCGCUCCCUCUCACCGCCACAAACGAGCAGUCACUGCCGCUGAGAGUUAUAGCGGUAAAACCUUGAACUGCACCAAUAUCUCCUGUUUGAAGAUCCUGUGUAUCGUAGGCCGGUUGGACCGUGGGCAGAGCGCGGUGGUCAAGGUCCGCUCGAGACUCUGGGCUCAUACUUUCCUGCAGCGGCGUAACGACCCCUACAUCCUCAACGCUACCGUGUCUUUCAUAGUCACAGCCAUGCCUUACCGCAUCCAACCCUCCACCCUGCCUCAACACACCACCUCGAUGGGGACCCUGGUGUUGUGGGGGACUCCUGAUGUGUCAUUUGCUGUUCCACUCUGGGUCAUCAUCCUGGCCAUACUGCUGGGGCUGCUGGUGCUGGCCAUGCUAACAUUAGCCAUGUGGAAGUGUGGUUUCUUUGAUCGGGCACGGCCACCAGCUGACGAUGACAUCUCCGACCAGGAGCAGCUGACGUCUGAUCAAACAGGCGACGCCUAAGACUACGCGUGACGCUUGGAGGACUGUGGUUUGGGAGGGAUGUGCACCUUCUGAGUAAUUUAAAUCAGAUCUGAGAUCUGCAUUGGUUGGACCCUUCUUUCCUUGGCUGGAGGUUUUCUGCCUCUCUGGUAAUGAAGCUGACAGACUGAAGAGUUCAGCGCCACACAGACUGGGACCAAAGAACGAGGUUCAAACCGGAGAGAGUGGGACCAAAACACACUUAACAGGCUCAAUCAGACACACAUGUCAGUUGUUUAUCCAUUGUGAUGAAGCACCAGAACUGAAGAACAGAGUGGACUUUGUUGUAAAGACAAUGCUUUAAAUGUUUCAGAACAUUUCUGUGUGUCUGUGUAAGUCAGGCUCAAAGAGACUUAAGAUCCUUGCACAAGUGUGUGUGUGUGUGUGUGUGUGUGUGUGUGUGUGUGUGUGUGUGUGUGUGUGUGUGUGUGUGUGUGUGUGUGUGUGUGUGUGUGUGUGUGUGUGUGUGUGUGGGUACUGUACAUAUGUGUGUCUCUUUUAGGUGCGUCUCGUGUCAUUCUUUCAUUCAGUUAUGAAAUUCUUUCCCUACCUGAUUUAAUUUAUCCCAACUGGGCUGUAUACAGAUUUAUCACACACACACACACACACACACACACACACACACACACACACACACACACACACACACACACACACACACACACAGAUGCAGCCACAUGCAUUAACACAAAGUUGAUGUCUAUAUUUAUGAAUGUAUGUGCAAUAUUUGGGCGUUGCGUGAUACUGAAGCUUGUUUACACUGGCAUUAUUUUAUUAGAGCUUAAUGUUUCCAUUGUUUAUAUAUGAAUUGGUAUAUUAGAUAUUAGUGUUGCUGAACAACAGAAGCAAUUGUUUGGACUGUAAAGUAAAGCCCCACCAUGUAAGUUUGAUAAAGUGCGCAGACAAAUGACUAACUUAUUAAUGUCUUGAUAGAAUGACUAGAAUUUUAUCUUUGAAGAAACAGACCAUAUCUUAACAGCCGAAGCCCUGCACUGCUACUUCAAAGUGUACGUGUGUCUGCUAUUUUGGAUUAUUUUUGCAGUUCAUAAAACAAAACUAGCCAUAAAAUAAACCGUCCAUAUCUGAAACACAUUGUAGACAGUCUGAGACUGUACUGCACAUACUAUAUGGCAUUUAACAGUGUGUUCAAUGUUGUCAUCUGCUUCUCUGAUAUCAUAUCGUGCACAGGCAGGCAGAACAAAGCAGACGGGGCAUCAACAGCACCCUGAAUAUAAAAGGAACUUUUAAUGUGUCAUGUGUGAGUCAUAUUUGUUUUUUGUAUCAAGUGUGAAGUUUGAUCAGAAUAAAGUGUUAUUUGAGUUUU
Messenger RNA from Cottoperca gobio, 4725 nucleotides. RefSeq names its product integrin, alpha 8 (gene itga8). The record is from RefSeq and is a predicted model, not a curated record. Gene Ontology annotation, biological process: cell-matrix adhesion; cell adhesion mediated by integrin; cell-cell adhesion. Gene Ontology annotation, cellular component: integrin complex; external side of plasma membrane. Gene Ontology annotation, molecular function: integrin binding. Lineage: Eukaryota; Metazoa; Chordata; Actinopteri; Perciformes; Bovichtidae.